GUUCCAGUUCUCUUCGUAGGGAAGUUAUCCGUGUUAGUUUUCUGAGCUUUGUUUUGAAGUGAGUGACAGUAAAUUAGACUUAAAAAAAAAAAAAAACGUUAAAAAUAAAUAAAUAAAUAAAACCCCCUGUGUGUAACCAUGGAGCGCCCGAGGAGUUCUGAGGUCGCGUGCGCGUUCACGCGCCGGUAAUAGCGCUGACGCACUGUUCGGGCGCGCGCCAGCGUGUGUGUAAUGUGUGUGUGUGUGUGUGUGUGUAAUGUGUGUGUGUAAUAUGUGUGUGUGUGUAAUGUGUUGUGUAUUGAUUCGCACUUUGAUGUGAAUGAACGGACGGAAUGGAUGUGUGAGAAAAAGGUACAACCUGAACCUGUUCAUCCUGAAGGCACCUGUCUGAAAAGAAGAUAGAAAUACUUAAAGAUGAAUUACUCUUUCCUCUCUGAUGUGUCUCACAAGUGGUUCCUGGUCAUGCAGAGUGAAAGAAUGAAUUUCCUCCUCAUCCCUGCUAUUCUCCUCACUACCAUCGCUCUGGUUAUAAACCCAUUACUCCUCUUCUGUAUCUUCUGUAGUCCAUCUCUCCGACAGGAAACACGCUACCUCCUGCUGGCCAAUACACUGCUAUCGGACAUCCUCUUCCUCAGCUUCAACCUUGCCAACAUCUCCUGUAAUGCGCUGGACAUGGAAAUGCACUACAUAUUCUGUGAGGUCUUAAUGGUUGCCACUGUGACUACAUACUGCUCCUCGGUGUUAACUGUCACGCUGAUGGUCAUUGACACGUUUAUGGCCGUGCGUUGGCCACUGCGCUACAAUGAAAUCCUGCCUCUGUCACGAGUAAAGAAGAUAGUCGGAUUGGUGUGGGUGAUAGCCGUGAUGUAUCCAGUCUCACUGGUGGUGGUGAUGGCAGUCACAAAACGGGGUAACCCAGAGAACCUGAAGGUGUGUCUGGUGCUGCUCACUCUAGGGACCCUGGAAGAAGACAUCAAGGUCGGUCUGCAUAUCUACUUCAGCGUGUGGGUGAUUUUCUGCACUGUGCUCAUCCUCUACUGCUACAUCCGUCUCUACAUGGUCACCAGGAGCUCUGGGAUAUGGCGCAGUCGCUACUCACGAGCCCGGAUGACUUUGCUAGCACACGCUGUGAUGUUGCUAACAUACUUCGCACCCGGUUUGGUGUUUACAGUGGAGCUGGCACAGUUUGAGGAGUUAUCUAAACAUCUGCACCUGACUGUGUGGAUCAAUGUGGCGAAUAUGGCUGUGCUGAUGGUUGUGCCACGUGCUUUCGCCCCGUACAUGUAUGGCUUGCGUUACCGUGAGGUCUAUGAGACGGUUCAGCUGAUGCUGUGGAAAAGAUGCCUCAGCCAGCGCACCAACAGUUCACCAACACCAACCGGCCCUUAAGC
Messenger RNA from Ictalurus punctatus (channel catfish), 1391 nucleotides. Its product is annotated as probable G-protein coupled receptor 148. Gene Ontology annotation, cellular component: membrane. The transcript has 2 exons. Gene Ontology annotation, biological process: G protein-coupled receptor signaling pathway. The coding region runs from base 415 to 1389 and encodes 324 amino acids. NCBI's taxonomy places the organism in Eukaryota, Metazoa, Chordata, Actinopteri, Siluriformes, Ictaluridae. The record is from RefSeq and is a predicted model, not a curated record. Gene Ontology annotation, molecular function: G protein-coupled receptor activity.